This is a messenger RNA of Aspergillus versicolor CBS 583.65, 999 nucleotides long. RefSeq names its product polysaccharide deacetylase family protein. Gene Ontology annotation, biological process: carbohydrate metabolic process. The transcript has 9 exons. Lineage: Eukaryota; Fungi; Ascomycota; Eurotiomycetes; Eurotiales; Aspergillaceae. Gene Ontology annotation, molecular function: hydrolase activity, acting on carbon-nitrogen (but not peptide) bonds. The record is from RefSeq and is a predicted model, not a curated record. The coding region runs from base 1 to 885 and encodes 294 amino acids.
AUGGAGAGCAAGAAGCGAGUACUUUGCGGUUAUGGUGUUGAUGUAGAUGCAAUUGCAAACCACAUCAAUACUGGCGACGGCUCAAGGCCAAAUCUGUCUGGCGUGUCUAGGGGAGUUUUUGGUGCCAAGGUAGGGACCAAGCGCCUCUUGAAUCUGUUCGAUCAAAAGGGAAUCAAGUGUUCCUGGUUCAUUCCCGCCCAUACCGUCGAGACUUUCCCGGAAGAAAUGGUGGCGAUUCGAGAUGCAGGCCAUGAAAUCGGUCUACAUGGAUAUACACAUGAGUACCCUGGCGAGUUAACAAAUCAGCAAUUUCGCGACAUCAUGAUCAAGUCGAAGCAGAUUAUCAGCAAAUUCUGUGGCAAGGAGCCCAAAGGUUUUACUGCACCAGCUUGGGACCCCCACCCUGAGCAGAUCUCCAUCAUGGAAGAACUCGAGCUUACAUACGACCAUUCAAUGAUGCAUGAGGAUUUCCACUGUUACUACGCUCCCAAUGAUGGCGAGAUACAUGUCCCUACCAACCUGGCAAAGGACGCGGGGCAUUGGAUGGUUCCUUCAACGAAGACGGAGCCCUCUAACAUUGUAGUUAUACCAGGCUCGUGGACUUUUGAUGACUGGCCAGCCUUCCAACUUGAGCCGCGAAUGCCCAAUUCUCAAGGCUAUGUCGACCCGCGAGUUUUAUUACACAUUUGGCAGGAAUCGUUCCUCUACUGCUACGAGAAUUUUGAUACCUUCAUUGUUCCCAUUACAAUCCAUCCCCAAGUCAGCGGCAAACCACAUGCCCUUCGCUUCCAUGAAAAAUUCAUUGAUUGGGUAAACCAAUUCGAGGGAGUUCAAUGGUGUACCUUUGAGAAGAUGAGUGAAGAGUUCCGCAAUGGGAGAAUAUGAGUGUCGGGAUACAGCAGAUAGGCGCAUACCUCCCAACUGCCACCGGGUGCGAUUCGCGGAUCAACAAAUGCAGAAUGUAUUAGUUCUACCCCAUAAACCAAUUGUCUAUUUGAC